AUGUCGACGAAUGAAUCUCUUGCAUGGUCUCGAAUUGAAACAAUAAAUUCUCCACCACAAGCACGUAGUGGACAUAGUGCUGUAGUUUACAAUGGUUCUAUGUAUAUAUUUGGUGGUUUAGGUGAAUAUCGUUUUAAUGAUUUAUUUAAAUUUAAUUUUGAAUCUCAUACAUGGACUGAAAUAAAACUAAUUGAUGAAUCAAAAGUUCCAUCAAAGCGAUGUAAACAUAGUGCUUGUAUAUAUCAAGAUAUGAUGUAUAUUUUUGGUGGUUGGGAUUCAUCAGGUAAAUUAAAUGAUAUGUAUAGAUAUAUAUUUGAUCGAAAUCAAUGGGAAAUUGUUUCCUGUUCAAAUCCACCACGUGCACGUAGUGCACAUUCUGUUGCUAUUUAUCAAAAUUAUAUGUAUCUAUUUGGUGGUAUUGGUGAUAAUAAAUUUAAUGAUAUGUAUCGUUUUUCAUUUAAAACAAAUCAAUGGUCUAUUGUUAAUCAACGAAAUCCACCACCACGUCGUAGUUCAUAUGGUGGUGCACAUAUUUAUAACGAUCGUUUAUAUGUAGUUUGUGGUUUAGGUUGUGGAAAAUUUAAUGAUUGUCAUUCAUUUGAUUUUCGUACACUAGAAUGGACAGAAUUAAAAUAUAGUGAUGAUUCAUGUGUUAUUCCAGCUAAACGUGGUCGUCAUACGUGUAUAUUAUCUGGUGCAAAUCUCUAUAUGUUUGGUGGUUAUGUUGGUAUACAACGAAGUAAUGAAUUAUUUGUUCUUAAUCUUCAAACGAAUCAAUGGAAACAAUUAAAAUUAGAUUCAAAUAUACCAGCAGCACGUGAAGGACAUAGUGCAGUUUUAUAUAAUGGUUAUAUGUGGCUAUUUGGUGGAUGGCAUGAUAAUGGAUGGUAUAAUGAUAUAUAUACACUCGGACCUCUUUAA
Rotaria sordida is the source of this 921-nucleotide messenger RNA. Lineage: Eukaryota; Metazoa; Rotifera; Eurotatoria; Philodinida; Philodinidae. The record is from the annotation of a GenBank genome assembly.